GGUGAACUUUAGGCGAUAUCAUAGUCCUGGUGAUGCAGGGGAGAAGAAAAACGCGCUGACUGAAUGGAACAACAAAUGCCCUUCUCGGCUUUUGUCACUCAUUCUUGAACUAGGUUAUGGUCUAUCAUUACUUCGGGGUUGUCUUCAGUCUAUUUUGGGGGUGGCAUCAUUAAGUUUAGCGUUUUUUGUUUCCAGGGAGUUGUAUAUAGAUUAUCACAGGAAACGAGUUGCAGAAGUUGAUGAUGAAAGGUUAAAGUUUGAAUUCAGCACCAUGCUUCCAAGGGAGGAUGAUUUAGCUAAAGUUUGAAUUCAGCACCAUGCUUGUACUCUAAGAAGGUUAGUUGGCCUAUUUCCGUGUAAGAAUGAAGAGGAAUCAGCU
Molecule: messenger RNA, 379 nt
Organism: Cuscuta epithymum
Lineage: Eukaryota; Viridiplantae; Streptophyta; Magnoliopsida; Solanales; Convolvulaceae
Source: the annotation of a GenBank genome assembly